UUUUUUUUUUUUCUUAUUUUUUCCUUCUCCCCCUCUUCUUUAUUAUAUAUAUAGUCUUACUUAUUUCAAAUGAUAAGACUAACUAAAAAUAUAACUGUCUAUGGUACAUUGAUAUUAUUGGCGUUAUUUUUGAUACAUAUAUUUUUGGAACGACGACUUGAAGACGUACGACCUACAAAACAUUAUGAUAUACGACGAGAUGAAGAAAAGUUUUUGACCUAUCUGCCUCAUUCAGGUUUACACAAUCAACGGAUAGCUCUUAUCAAUAGUAUCAUCUUGGCCAAAGCUUUGAAUCGAACCUUGAUUAUGCCAGAACUGAAUCUGGGCACAGCAACUUAUUGGCGACCGUCUGAACAUUUACCUUAUCGCCUGGACGAAUGUGGAGAUAAACUAUGGACAACAAAACAUAAGAACGAGGAUGGCACACCCUGGUGGAGUCCUAAUUGUUUUGAUUAUCGCAAUUAUUUACCUAUGGCAGUGGAUAGUAUCUUUGAUUUAACGGCAGCACAACAACAGUUAGGAGUCAAGACGAUUCAACGACGAGAUAUGAAAUUGAAUUAUUUUGAACGCUAUUGGGGUGUACCUAACGAUGAACGCAAUAGAACCUUGGUGUAUCAAGUAUGGGAUCAUUCACGUUACUCGUAUCAAAUAGUGGAUGAUGAUGAUGUUUCAAUGAACGGCAGUAGCAAAUUUAUGGAACAGUAUACAUUGCAACAACUGGAACAACAUCAGGAAACGUUUUUAAUUUUCAAUUCAUUGUUUGGAUCUGAUCGAUUGGCUCUACGGUCGGCACAGUGGACUCGUACUCGAGAUUUUUUACGACAAGAAAUUGGAGUGCGACAACCUUGGGUCUUGAACAGCAGUUUGGACAUCAUUGGACGUCUUGGUGGACAAGGAGCCUAUAUGAGUGUACAUAUUCGAAUGGGUGAUGGUAUAUUCAGGAAAAUGAUGGAUGAAACUAUGGAACGGGUACGACAACAAUUGAUUCAACAAGAUAAUCUUCAUGAAAUCAACCAAACCACCCUGGACAUGAUACAAUCUCUUGCAUCCCAACCUGAACAACGAUUGACUGCUUGCUUACAAUUACAACAUCAAGCUAACUUGCAUUCUCGGUUACGUUUGAUUUACAUGACAACAGAUGCUCCUUCUCCUCAUCAAUCUUUACCACAUUUAUUUGAAGAAUUUGUUUGUCUAUUUACAUUGGAUGAUUUCAAGGAUAUUGUGGAUGCGACUUUGGCUCUUCGACCAACGUUAUUGGAUCAUCAACAUCAACAUCAUAAUAAUCACUCGACAAAAACACCUCCCACCACCAAAGGCGAUAUCUUUUUACCCUUGAUUGAUGCAGAAGUCGCUUCUCAAGCUUCCUUUUUUGUCCCAACUCCCAAAAGUACCUUCUCUGGUUAUAUUAAUUAUCGCAACAAACGAUUUAGAAGCAUGUAUACUUUAUCAUCCUCCUCAUUAUGAUUUUAGUUAGUUUCUUCUCCUUUCAUUUUUUUUUUUCAUUCCAUACCCCCCACGUCCCUUUAUUGUUCUUUCAAUUUUGUAGAUUUUUUUUUCCCCUUAGUAUAGUACAAAUUGUUCCCCUUCCUUUGUUCAGCAUUUUCUCCUAUACUAUUAUUUUAUUCAUGUUUUAUAUGACAUUGAGAAAUAAAGUAUCCAAACUUCCUAAAAAAA
Molecule: messenger RNA, 1674 nt
Organism: Halteromyces radiatus
Lineage: Eukaryota; Fungi; Mucoromycota; Mucoromycetes; Mucorales; Cunninghamellaceae
Exons: 1
Coding region: 70-1464 (464 amino acids)
Source: RefSeq, a predicted model, not a curated record